Molecule: messenger RNA, 1103 nt
Organism: Cotesia congregata
Lineage: Eukaryota; Metazoa; Arthropoda; Insecta; Hymenoptera; Braconidae
Source: the annotation of a GenBank genome assembly
AUGUAUCAUAGUUAUAUUCUCAGGAGCUUUUGUAUAUAUCGUAAUCACACGCGAUCCUUUUCAGAUUCCAGUUGUGGCGCCGGGAGAAAUGCUGCUGGGGGUGCCGGCGGGUCUAGUGGUAGCGGAGGUGUUCGCGGUGUUACUGCGGGAGGAAAUUGCGAUGGGGUGGAGCGAAGAAUGGUCGACAUUACCAGAGAUAAGCCAAUCAAAGUUGCUGUCAGGGUACAGGUCCCUGUUCGGGAUCACCCGAAGUUUAAUUUCGUCGGGAAAUUAUUAGGACCUAAGGGCAACUCGUUGAAGCGUUUACAAGAAGAGUGUGGCUGUAAGAUGGCUGUUUUGGGUCGCGGUUCGGUAAAAGAUCGUCAAAAGGAGGAGGAGCUGCGAGCUAGUGGUGACCCGAAAUUCUCCCACCUCAGCGAAGAUCUUCAUGUUGAAAUUAGCGCAUUUGCUACUCCAGCAGAAGCACAUGCUCGGAUUGCCUAUGCUCUUGUAGAAGUUCGUCGAUUUCUUGUACCUGAUUACAACGACGACAUAAGACAAGAACAAAUGUGGGAAAUGCAAAUGAUGAACAACACAGAAAAUAAUCCUCAAGACUUACUGUCAAGUCCCGAAGACACUUUGUCAGAACCGGCAGCCUCUCCGGUUUCCAGUACGACGAACGGAAACGGUACUACCAUCGAUCAGGAGUCUUCCUCGAAGCUUGGAGUAACGCAAAUGAGCCAAGCGAAUGGGUUGUUGAUAGGAUGCCGUAAGCGACCGCUAAUCUCAUCGGGAAAUCGACCCGCCAUGUCGCCAAUUAAACGAACAGUUAUGUCACUAUUGGCACGAGCUCGUGCUGCUCAGCACAAAGAGCUACAUCAGCAAGUAGGAAUGGUUUCCAAUCAAACAUCGGCAGCACUACAUCAAAGUCAGUUGAAUUUGUUGGCUGCGCCGGCGGUACACACGGUUGCUCAGGUGCCGCAAUUGCAUCUAAUAGGAUCAUCAAUUCCACAGCACACGGCUCCUCGACGACCACCGAUCCUUCCAGCUCCUCUUCCCCAGCAUCAGAUGCUAGGCCCUACGAUACACGGUGUAAUACACACCCAGUGAGUAUUUUUGGCUGA